This is a messenger RNA of Pocillopora damicornis (cauliflower coral), 4388 nucleotides long. Its product is annotated as high-affinity choline transporter 1. Gene Ontology annotation, cellular component: plasma membrane. The record is from RefSeq and is a predicted model, not a curated record. Gene Ontology annotation, biological process: choline transport; acetylcholine biosynthetic process; transmembrane transport. NCBI's taxonomy places the organism in Eukaryota, Metazoa, Cnidaria, Anthozoa, Scleractinia, Pocilloporidae. Gene Ontology annotation, molecular function: choline:sodium symporter activity.
AUGAAGCUAUUGUGCAAUUUUUGUUUAAUUUUCUAAGCCCCAAAUCGUGUCAUGCUAACAUUAAAGGUAGUCUCACCAUGCUUACCUAAGCCUCGUGUUAUCAGUUGGUAUAACUGCAAAGUGAGUGCUGACCAUUUACUCCCUCACUUGAGGCAUACAGUGCUUAUACAGGUAGGGCAUGGAAUUCCACAGUUUGGAGAGUCGUAUCUAUGAGAACCCCUCUGAAGUUUGUAUUAGUCAUGGAAAAGCUACAUUUUUUGAGGCUACGAAAGUCAUGGAAUCUGAGUGUCAAUAUAGAGAAAGUCGUGUAAAAUGAUUAAAAACUAGUCUCCUGAAGAGAACAAGAGGAGCAAUGCCUUAAUGACUAUUUUCUAAUUAUUUUGAAACUAACUUCACAAUCGUAAGCAAGGAAAGCUCGUUGAGAGAUUUUGGAAGUCAUAAAACUUUAUUAACUGGAAAGAAGACAAACUCUAUUUGGGUAGAGGGUUGCUUGUCCUAAGAAUACAACUCUUAGAACCCAGGAAUGGACUAUAAAGCUUCUUAAAGAGUUUAUAGAAUAUCUUUUAUAACUACUCUAAAACAACUUAUACGAGCGAGAGGCAAGCAAAUCCAAUUCGCUCAUGAUGCGGAUCGAAUAAAGGAAUUUAGAGCAGACAAAAAAAACCGUAAACCGUCUUCCUUCAACGCAGCUGUGUCGAAAUUAAUAAUUUUCAAACGUGCAAUGUUUUUAUACUUUAACACAAAUAAAUUGAGAUAGACAGUAACUUAAAAAGGUGAAUUGUGUCCGAAUAAUUUUUGUCAGUUUGUAAGGAACAUAAGGCUGAGUUUCUAUCGUUGACAAUGUUUCCAACAUAAACAAGCCACCUUCUUCCUACAAGUUCCUGUCCUGGUUUGAAUCGAAGAAAUAUCAACCGACCCUAGAUAAUAACACAAACUUUCGAUUGAACGCGCGUUCCAGAAGCAAGUUGAGUCUCGGCAGAUCCGACUUCCAGAUGAUUGCGUUCAACUUCAGCAAUAUUCUCGAACGCCUGCUGGACUUUAAAAGGACUUCUUUUAUCCCCAAUUAAGUUCCUCCUCUUCUCUACUUCUCGUGUGCGAUGAAUAGCAAAGGCCGUGUCUUCAUAUCGUUGUUGAAUGUAUGCUUGAAGCUCUGAAGAAGUCCUCUUCUUGCUCAUACGACCGACCGCCAAGGACUGUGAAAGAUCUCAUUUACUUAUCCACCACAGACAAGCAUGAUAUGCUUAGAUACGUCAAAAUUUGAAAUUAAAGCGAUAUCUUUGAAAAAUUCUUUAUAACCGUAAAAGCUUUCGAGUGUAUUUUAAAAGGAAAAUGUUUACAUCCUCUAUUGAUUCACUACGCAGUAGCCAUGACAGUUGUUCCUCAGUGCUCAUUUCCAGACCCUUGGCAGUGUUGAGGGUAAACCUUGAUUGAGGUCACAUCCACAACAAACUCCGCAAGGAGAAAAUUUUAUUGAGGUAUGUAGACCUUUCUGGUCUUUUUUGUUUCUUCAGAAUAUUACUACCAGAAAAAUCACGUGAAAACAAAGGUAGUCCCAUGGGAUCCUCCGGAGGUAAGCGUAGGAUGCCUUUGCUUGUAUGUCAAUAUCGAGUUGAGGGGAACUGUGUCUUUAUCAUCAUUGACCAGAGAAUAGAUUUGAGAGCCACCAAAGAACAGACUGGUUUUCACUUUCCGUACACUGACAUUUUUCAGCUGACAUGGCGGACAUAAACAUCGCUGGUGUGGUAUCCAUUGUAGUGUUUUAUCUGUUAAUCCUUCUUGUUGGCUUGUGGGCGGCUCGCCGGCGGAAGGAAGGCGAAGAAGAAGCCAUGCUAGCCGGCAGAAGUAUUGGAAUAUUCGUGGGUACAUUCACUAUGACAGCGACGUGGGUGGGUGGAGGAUACAUCAAUGGUACUGCAGAAGUGGUGUUUGACUCUACACAAGGUCUUGUCUGGACGCAGGCUCCUUGGGGAUACGCUUUAAGUUUGGUUAUAGGUGGCUUGGCCUUUGCCAAAAUCAUGCGCAAAAAAGAGUACUUCACAAUGCUAGAUCCCUUCCAAGAAAAGUACGGUCCGCGCAUGGGCGGACUGUUGUACAUUCCUGCUCUGUUGGGUGAAAUAUUUUGGUCUGCAGCUAUACUGGCUGCUCUUGGAGCAACCAUCAGUGUAGUGAUCAGCCUGAAUGAAACUACUUCUGUCAUUGUGUCCGCGUGUAUCGCUAUUUUCUACACUCUGAUUGGUGGACUGUACUCUGUAGCUUACACAGAUGUCAUCCAGCUCAUCUGCAUCUUCGUAGGAUUGUGGCUUAGUAUUCCCUUCGCCAUGACACAUUCAGCAGUGAGCAGUAUUUCAGACACAUCCACUCAGUGGGUGGGUGAAUGGUCCAACACGUAUGUUGGAGUAUGGCUCGACUAUGCCCUAUUACUGACAUUUGGUGGUAUUCCAUGGCAAGUUUACUUUCAGCGAGUGCUGUCAUGUAAAACAGCCGCCAAGGCCCAGGGUCUUUCCUUCGCAGCUUCGUUUGGAUGUCUCUUAAUGGCUAUCCCAGCAGUUCUCAUUGGAGCGAUUGGUCGCUCUGCAGACUGGACCAGAACAGAUUUCUUCGAGCCGUCUGGUAAUGCUACCAAUCAGACGGCGGAGUUUAAAAAGUCACUAGUCCUUCCCAUGGUGCUUCAGUACCUCACACCAACAGCUGUUUCCUUUAUUGGUCUGGGUGCUGUGUCUGCCGCUGUCAUGUCUUCGGCAGACUCCAGUAUCCUGUCCGCCAGCUCCAUGUUUUCUCGAAACGUCUAUAAACUUAUCUUUAGACAAAAGGCCUCCGAGAAGGAAGUUGUGUGGGUGAUGCGUAUAGCCAUAUUUGGAGUUGGCGCGGCCGCUACAGCCAUGGCUCUAGCAGUGGGCUCUAUCUACUCCUUAUGGGCCUUGUGCAGUGACUUGGUGUAUGUGAUCCUAUUUCCGCAGCUAUGCUGUGUCAUCUAUUUUGAUGGCACCAACACCUACGGCUCCUUCAUGGGUUACGUACUGGGCAUGGUGCUGCGCAUUGGGGGAGGGGAAGAUAAAAUUGGUAUUCCACCGUUCAUAAAGUACCCGUAUUAUAAUGACUUGGAUGGCCAGCUGUUUCCUUUCCGUACCUUAGCUAUGGUCGUUUCAUUUGUUACAAUUGUUGUGGUGUCGUAUUUGCUGAAGUUUUUGUUUGAGAGAGAAAUUGUACCACUGAAGUUUGAUUUUCUUCGUUGCUUUAGGCGAUACGAUUUAGAAAAACAAACAGGUGCCGAGAAAUACGCCAUGGAGGAAAGCAGGGCGUAUUGACCUUUGAUCAUCUACGACAUUUUGAAAAUAUGAGUCUGUUGCAAGACUUCCAGACAUUUUAUUUUUGACCACUCGAUUCAACGGCCUGAAGCUAAUAAGUGAUCAAGUUUUCACAGAUCAAAACCCGUCAGUUACACCAAACCUACAGUGACAACGAAUCAAUGUUAAGAGCAGAACGAAAAUAAGUAACAAUUUUCGAGUGCCAGGAAAUAAGGAUAUUAAAAUCGUGGUAGGUUUUGAGUACUAUCCUAUAGAGUGAUCAGUAACGUGAGAUUUUUCUUCGGCUAAUCACAAACUUUUGUAUGAAUGUAACGAAAGCUUUACUGCCGAAUGUAAAAUGAAAUGAAAAUCUUCAGAAGUGUAACAACGUAAAUGUCAGUUUUUGGCUUCGAUACAAAAAGUCUUGCUAUGAACCGAGACGAUUUAGUGGUCGAUAAGAUUGGAAAUCAAACCUAUCUCUGAGGUAUGCGUGACAUAUGCUUCCUGCCCUCGGCGUGUUGACGUAAUCGUCACGUUGUGUUCUUUGACUGUGACCCUCCGUUGGUUCGGGUGUUUGGCAACACUGAAAUUGAAACUAGACACUUUUAACACAUUAUCUACAAAUAAAACGACUUUAUCAUUUGAAUAGUCACUCGGUAAUCCGCUUUUUUGGGGAUUAUUUUAUAAAACCUUAAUUGUACAGAUCGCAGACUUGUUAAUUCAAGUUUCAACUGUUUGUAACUUUAUUUGCCUUUGAUCGUGUAUUUACUUAUCGGUGUAUUAAAAUCAUUGUCAGUGACUCUUUGCAUUAAUGCAGGCUUGCUCUUUGUUUUGCUAGACGUUCAGAGAUUAGUGAUAGAGAAGUCUUUCGUGAUAGUCGGCUGUGGCGAAGGCCAGAUAAAUUAUGCCGGCAUCAUUUUGGGCAUAAUGUUGUAGUCAAAGCUUGAAGCAUAAUCUCGGCUUAAUGACAAAACUUCUAAACAAUUCUGUUGAUCUUACUGUUCAACAAGACAUAACUUCUGUAGUUUGAGUACUGUGAACGGUGAGCCUGCUUUUCUUGCUUGAAGUUUAGGAGUUUGAUCCAGUAAAUUGGUUUGUUCUGAA